UGCGAGGGGAGGGAGCCGUCUGCCUUCCGCUUUGGGCAGAAGGAUAGACACACAAUGAGUAGACGAGGCUGGGUAGAAGCUCCACUAACGCCGCUGUAAAUAUAUCCAUCAUUCACUGAGGCCAGAGAAACAUGGAGAACCAGUGCACUGUGCAGGUAAAACUAGAGUUGGGCCACCGAGCUCAGCUAAGGAAGAAGGUGACAUCAGAAGGCUUCACCCACGACUGGAUGGUGUUUGUCCGAGGCCCAGAGACUGGUGACAUCCAGCACUUUGUAGAGAAGGUUGUCUUCCGCCUGCACGAGAGCUUCCCCAAACCCAAGAGAGUAUGCAAGGAGCCUCCGUACAAAGUGGAGGAGUCGGGCUACGCAGGUUUCCUCAUGCCUAUUGAGGUUUACUUCAAGAACAAGGAGGAGCCCAAAAAAGUGUGUUUCAACUACGACCUUUUCCUUAACUUGGAGGGCAACCCACCAGUCAACCACCUGCGCUGUGAGAAGCUCACCUUCAACAACCCCACCAAAGAAUUCAGGAGAAAGCUGAUCAAAGCUGGAGGGGUGUUGGUGGUCCCCGAGGGGGCGGAGGCCAUGUCAAGGCCAAGCCCAGACUACCCCAUGCUCCCCACCAUCCCCCUCUCUGCCUUCUCAGACCCCAAGAAGACCAAGACCUCUCACGUGUCAAAGGAACCCAGCAAAGAAGGAAGUGGAGGCAGCAGCAAAGGACCCAAACCACACAAGUUAACCAAGGAGCACCGAGAGCGGCCACGCAAGGACUCUGAGAGCAAAGCCGCUUCAAAAGGGGACAACGAUAGAGACGGAAGCAGCAAGCCUGGCCGCGAUCCUUCCUCUUCCUCGUCUUCAAAAAAGCCGUCAGACAUCAAAGUGAAAGAUGAAGUAAAGGUCCUCCCCAAGGCGGCCUUCAAGGAGCCUAAAAUCACACUGAAGGACUCAAAGAUGGAGGGAAUGUCUCCGAAAGGAGGGGGGGCCGGUAGCGGCGGAGGAGGCGGGGGAGGAGGUGGCGGAGGGCCGCCGGAGCCCAAAGCACCGGGGAAACGACCGUCCACGGUGGAGUCUCCCAAACCGAGCGCUAAGAAGCAGAAGAAGGCCAGCUCCGAGGGGCCGAAGGGGCCCACCGGCAGCGGGGCCUUCACAGGAACCUCCCCCCGUGUAUCGUCCUCGUCCGCAGCAAACCAGUCGUACGCUGAGAAGAAGCCUCCGAAGGAGAAGGGUCGCUGGUUCCCAAGCAAAAACGACACGCAGGAACUGAAAGAGGCCAAGAAACUACAAGACUCAGAAGAGUCGAAUUCAGAGGAUGAAGCAUCGUCAAAAUCAGAGCCGUCGGUUCCCUCCAGUCCUUCCACUCAAAGCUCCAGUUCAGAUUCCAGUUCAGACUCUGACUUUGAGCCGGGACAGAAACAAGGACAAGGCCCCCUGCGAUCCAUGGUGGAGGAGAUCCAGUCUGAAGAGUCCGAUGAUGAUGACUCCACCUCAGAGGAAGAAACGCCCAUCAAAACCAACCCGCCUAACCGCGACUCUCGACUCAGCCUGGACAGCGAGAGCGACAGCAGCGACGGCUCCCACCGCCCCAGUCGAGACCCCGCCCCGCCCCCACAGAAACACAGCUCCUCCAAUAACAAAGUGUCUGUCCGAAAAAGCCCAGAUUCCUCGUUUCGCUCGGAGAAGGUGAUGAAGAAGGGAUACGACAAGGUAGGAAGGGCCUACACAGAAGAACUGGUGGACCUCCACCGCAGACUGAUGGCAUUAAGGGAGCGUAACGUCCUGCAGCAGAUCGUCAACCUGAUCGAGGAGACGGGCCAUUUCAAUGUGACCAACACCACCUUUGACUUUGACCUCUUUUCACUGGACGAGUCCACCGUCCGCAAACUACAGAGCUACCUGGAGGCGACCACGUGACAGGAAGUGGAAGCCGGCCCGCGGAUGGCGGAGGCGGCCUCGCCGCUGCGUCUGCUCUUUCGAGAGGAGACGGGUAGCCGGAUCUGUCGCAGCUCUUUCGUGGGACUGACUGAACCUUCGAACAAGCACACACGAAGACACAACUCCACCACCUACGCUCGACGCCGGGGAGAGAACUGGAGGAGCAGCAGGAGGCGUGGAAGGAGACGCCGGAGCGGCAGAACUCCGUCUGCAGUCAGGAUUUUCACUACCCAUCUCUCGUCUCGAGUCCGUGCAGUGGUGUGGAAUUCACCCCACAACCCCUCCUCCACCCUCCUGCACCCUCAUUGCUCCCGCCUCUGCAAACCUAAUACUUCCCCCUCCUCCUCUUCCUCCUCUACAUGCACACUCCUUACUCGGCAGAACACUCCGAUUCUUCCCCCCCACCCCCGUUGUCAGCUGGAGCUCAUUUCUCUCUCGACAUACUCUUGAGGUGUGUGUGUGUGUGUGUGUGUGUGUGUGUGUGUGUGUGUGUGUGUGUGUGUGUGUGUGUGUGUGUGUGUCCGAGCACUGCUGAGGUUUAAGGGGAGAUGUUGUCUUUGUGGUCACUGACUUCUCUCUGUUUGCUUGAACACAAACAGCCAGUUUGAUUCUUCCCCCGAGCAUACACCAACAUAUAAAGAAUUAAGGUAGCACUUUACUUUAUUCGCCACCUGUUUAACAUUAAUAGGCACAUAAACCUCAAACAAAUGGAUUGUGACACACUAUAAUGUAGUUGUAAGCAGAUGCGCGUUUCCUCGUGUUAUCAUAUUGAUCAGAGUUUAGCAGUUAAAGCCCAUAAAGACUUUUAGUUCUUCUUGUUUUAAGAGGUUUUCAUGCAUGAAGCAGUUUUAGGAGCAAAAAGACGAGCUUUCAUUUUCUUCUUCUCUUGUUUUCCUCUCACACGUUACUCAGAGCAGUAAAAGAUUCACUUACUGAAAAUACUACUAACGUGGUUUGGGCAAGGGUUGCAGGUGUGAUGCCGGACGUUUUAGAAGAACGCUGCGCACCGGAGAGGUCCGGUCUGAUAAUUGUGCUCAUUACGUGUGACAGCUCUUUGCCACUUGUUUUUCUAAGCCCGGUUUGGGUCUCUGCAGUAAAGAUUUGGGGACUGGUCUUUCACUUGAGUUCAUUCAUUCCCCUCUGUGGCAGUAAAAGAUGGCGCACGCGUCUUAGAAACUCCUGUAAAUAAAAGCCAGAAAGCCUUUUAGUCCCGACUCUAAGCUACAAACAAAGGCGGCGUCCUGUAGGAGAAAAGGAUCAUACACUAGACAACCACUGUUAUAUUUCACUUUUUUUUAAAUAGAAAUACGUUUCAGAGUAACAUAGUCCCGUUCAUGGCUUUUUCUUAAUGAAUUAUACUCAUCGUCUGUCUGAACAGCGGGUGUGAAACCUCAUAUGUAAUUAUAGUGUGUUAUAAACCAGUUGUUGAGUAUUUGCAGUGCUCGCGAAUGCUCAGCGUGAGGCUUUAAAGCAAAGCGGUACCGAGAUUCACGCACAUGUUUGCCUCCCGGGUCCUUCCAGCUUUGAACACUGUACAUGAAGACACUGAGACGUGUGCUGUAUGUGUGCGUGACUGAGCUUUCUGUCGUCUGAACAUCUGAAAGCGUUCUCCUCAGUUCCCCCUCUCCUUCCUCGCACUGAAAGCUGAGCCUUGACCUCCUACCAACAGCGACCCCUCCCUUCGCUCCAUCCCUCCACUUCACCCCCCCCCUCGUCCACCUCCUCCCUUCUUCCCAUAUCGGCGUGCAUGAAAGGGCUCGACUGCUCGCAGCCGGAGCAGCGGAGGGUCACUCCUGAAUUGCCUUUUAAGCGUUGGGUCGGGCACAGUAAGGUGGGGAGAAAUGGGGGGAGGGGGGUUUAAAAAGCCGUGAAAAAGUAGCCAUACUUGUCUCCCUGAUUCCAAAAAUAAAAAAAAAUAAAAAAUAGGGGCCACGCUUUUUUACAUUUUAUUUUUCUACAAGUGCAUUUUGUGUAUUUAUUCCCAGAAACCUGUGAGCUAUGAAUGUAUAUCGCUUUUACUUUUCUACGGCUAGAAACAGCCCCACUCUAGUGCCUUUUUCCUGCGACUUGCAGUGUGUAUAUGUGUGUGUGAGUGGGGAGGGGGUGCACUCUGUUAGGCAUGCCCACACAGAUUGAACCCCACCCCAGCCCCCUCCUCCCCUUGGGGAAACUAGUAUUAAUUGGAAUGCCUGACUAUCCAGUAUUUUCCUAAUAGCUUCCAUCCCUGCUUCUCUCCAGUGUCUCUGUAGGCUGUCGCCCCUUUUUAUCGAUUUCCACUCAUCGAGCCCUCUGGGAAUUUUCAGAAGGCGGCCAAGAUUUUGUUGGCCAGUUUUGGAAUUAGGUGUUUUAACGCGUGGUAGUUCCUUCCAGUGCGUGCUGUUCAAUAGGCUCCUCCUUCAAGCAGCGUUAAGCGUACCAGCUAACAGCCAAGCGUCCGAUAUCAAGUCGCCAGGCACUUGAACGGCAUCGCUAAUAGAUGUGAAUGCAAGAAAAUAAAGACGCUGGUCUUUACAUCAGGAAUCGGACUGCUGGUCUCACAAAGCUGGCUUCUUCUAACUAAUCGGAUCAGUGACUGUACGCUGCGUGGCUCAUUCUCUUUAAAAAUGAUGGUGAUCAACAUAUUGGCUUUAUGCGCUCAACAUCUCAAACAUUUAAGACGUGUUAAAAAAUAGUUUAACCCAGAGGUAAUGAUAUUAGAGACUAGACUGUACUUAGUUUGUUUAUUUUAAAGCCAAUAUUGAUAUUAAAGGCUUUUAAUAAUCUGAUCUAAUUAUAAUGUAAGUUUAUGUUGAGCGGUUUUCAUUUUCUUCCCCGUUGCUCUGCGGUGCUUCGAGCCAGAUCUUUGGUGUUUGUGAGCCUACUUCGGCUCCGGUAAGCGUGCUAGCCGUGGUGAUUUAUGCAUUAAUGAUCAGGACCUAGUCAACAGAGUACUUGAACAAAGUCAGAAGUGACAAUCAUCAGUAACGCCCGCUUUAAAAGUUCAUCGGAAAGCACGUCGACGCACUGAAAUGGUGUUGAAUGAUGGAGGUCGACUGCUGUAAACGACGAUGAGCUUUUGUGUGGUUGAGAGUACUUUGCACAGUGAUUUGAACAAUUUAACUCUAAUUGAAUUGGCAAAAACUAUCCUGGCGUGUUUAGUGUGACCGCAUUUAACAGACACCAUCCCACCAGGUCAUAGAAGCUCCGCCUUCUCCUCCUGCGGUGGACUAAAGGCCAAUCAUUUGUAUGCAAUAGUUUUCUUUGCAUCAAACCGUACUGUAAAAAGAUCAUAACACACCAGAGAAGCACAAAUGUCGCUUUCUUCACUCUGUGUAAUAGAGUCCACUGUAAUAUCUACUCUUAUUUUUAGCUCUUAGUGUUUGAUUGUUUUCUCUUUACAGUCUUUGUAUUUACUGUAUAUCGUUUACUUGUUUUUGUUUCUCAGACUCUGUCUAUGCUCUAUAUAUCUAUAACGCUGCUGCAGAAGUUCCCCCUAACGGGAUCUUCAGUUUUAUCGAACAUUGAUGACACUACUCUCGAUCGUGAGUAGCUUCCUGUUGCGUAAUCUGAACAAACGUCUGCUCGACACAUUCAGGAGCCAGUUUUGUGAGGCCCAAACGAGUCAGGACUGAGCACCAGUUCUGGACUUAUUUGGGGCCUCGAUGUUGGUUUUUGUGGCCCCCUUUAGGCUUCACGCUCUCUCAGACACCAGCCCACUGAUCUCCUUCCUCGCUCUUUCCUUUUCCUGUGCUUCUGCCCUGACGUUCCGAUAGCUUUAAUACUUCGCUCUCUCCUUCUGUUGCCUGCCUGGCUCGGCGCCGCACUCCCUCUGCCCUUACCGUAGACGCCUCACGAACACGGACGAUGUCUCAAAAUCAAAACCGGCAUCAACGCCACCUCAUGUGCCCUGCAGUAGCCCCCCCUCCCGCCCCUCCCUUCUUCCUCCCUCUGCGCCACCUUCAUUUUUCCCGAGGUGUGCCUCUGUCAGCAGAACUUCAGGCCCGAGAGUGAAUUUUGCAGCCGUGUGAGUGACGAUAGUGCAUCUUGCCUGCGUGUUUGUCAGCGAUGGGAGAGAAUUUCCAACGAACAACUUUCCUCUCUGUCCUCUGUGCACCGAUGUGGGAACUUGGAAGUCCUAGUUCAUGAACUCUGACCUUUGACCGGGCGCUCAUUCGGUCCCUUGUGGUCGUGGCGGAGACAGUGAGUUAAGUGGGAGAAGCCCCACUAUGUACCCACAGUCAACGUUUUAUUUAUGGACCUCUGCACUUUUGGCUGUGAUGACUUCAGUACUUAAGUAGUUACCUAAACUGUAUUUUUAAGGAUUUUAUACAAUAUUUACAUGCAAUACAAUAUGAAUUGAGUUUGUUUUGUUUGCCAACCAUUUGUUUCUUAUUUAAUUGUCUUUUAUUUUGGCAUGUGUUCUCGCUAUUAUUCACAAACAUGCCUGUCGAUCUGUUUUAGGCAUAAGAUGUUGGGGAUGUUCCCUGUAAAAAUAAGUUUUUUUGUUUUGUAUCAUGAUUCUGAUGACAGCUGAACACCGAGAAGCACGUGUUUGGGCGGGCGGGUGAAAAACAAACAAAACAAAACUGCUGGAUGAGCUAAACUUUCACCCUCUGCCCCGAGUACAAAUAACUGGACCACAAGGCGGGACGUGAGGAGUCCACACUUUGGUUCAGCAGAAGAAAAACGGUUUGUUUUUCUGUCGUGUCCAGUUUGGGUUUUCUGCACGUUCGUAAAUGUGCGCGCCCAAACGUAGACUGUCAUCUUCAUUUUAUUAUGUUAGGACAACUUGAGCCUGAGGAAACACAACAUAGAGAAACAAGAGUUGCAAAGUGGGAGGAGAUGCUCUGGAAGUUAAAGUGCUAUUCAUUUUUCCUGGUUUGUUAUUUGUUUAAAUGUUUGAACCCCUCUCUGGCUUGGAUCUGCAUAAAACACUGAAAACUGUCUUAAAUAUUAAUAUCUGUCUCAGAAGAUGUGCUUUAAUGACUGCAACUUGCAGCAAGCAGUAAAGAUGACAAGCCUGAGUGAUUAUCGUUAAUGUUGAGGAACAUUAUAGAAGGGAAUGGGAGAUAGAUGGGAGAAACCCCCCAGCUGUCCCUUCCCUUUGCAACUCUGUGCACAGGGCUGUGAGAGUGGAGCAUUUCAGCUGAGUCUAUAUUAUAUAUAAUAUGUGUUUAAUACAGCAAAGGUAGAUUAUCUACUGUGUGGAUCUUUAGAGGAUGAGGAAAAAGCAAAAAAACAAACAAAAAAAAA
This is a messenger RNA of Pundamilia nyererei, 7160 nucleotides long. RefSeq names its product MLLT1 super elongation complex subunit a (gene mllt1a). The record is from RefSeq and is a predicted model, not a curated record. Gene Ontology annotation, molecular function: chromatin binding. Lineage: Eukaryota; Metazoa; Chordata; Actinopteri; Cichliformes; Cichlidae. The coding region runs from base 132 to 1907 and encodes 591 amino acids. Gene Ontology annotation, cellular component: transcription elongation factor complex. Gene Ontology annotation, biological process: positive regulation of DNA-templated transcription. The transcript has 12 exons.